UAAGGAAUAUCAACAAACAUAGCACUACGACAGUCAAAAGUUGUAGAUCUCAGCACUUUUUUAUUUAUAGUUAAAAGCAUUAAUAUUAUACGAUACACUUAUUUACGCAACGAGUCUCUAGCGAUUAGAGUUCGGAUAUCGUCGUUAUAGAUUAGACAAAAUUAUACCAUGUCUAUUAUUGUUACAUCUAUUCUGUGCUCCAGCCGUUUUCUCGACAGUUUCCUCGAUCCGGUCUAUUCUAUCGCCGACUGAAACAAGUGUUUAACCUAUUGAGUGGUACGGCUUACGCGGACAAUUGUAUUUAUGAAGAAGUUUCACUUUCCAACCAUGUCCAUAUCAUUGUGGUCGAUGUUAAAUAGAUUUAACACCGAUAAAUCUGCAUCGUAUAGCCGCCUAUCGACUGGUACUGGACACUUUCGUAUCACUGUUUGGGAUCCCGUGUUGAUUGUUGCUCAAAUAGUGUCUGUUCAAUGUCUUUACUACUUCACCAUGUGUGUUUGGAUCACUAUUAUCAGCUAUGUGGUUGGCACUUCAAGAUCAUUGGAUAUCAUAUUUGAAUUUAAAGAAUUGAGUAAGGUUAACAGCGAAAAAUUUGUUAUUGCUGUGUUUGCAUUGAAUGCACUUAGUGGGGCUACAUUCAUUUGGCGUGUUGUUGAACGAUAUCGAUUGUGUUUAGAUUUUUCUUGUACAAUACACACUAUACACUUGGCAGUUUGUUUGUGGUAUAACAGGACAUUGCCCACUCCAUUUUGGUGGUUAUUAAAUGCUUCGUGUGCAGCGAUCACUUGUAUAUGUGCUGAAUUUUUGUGUAUGCGGACAGAGUUAAACUCCAUACCUGUAAAUAGUGGUCAAACACCAAAAGUCGAUUUGUAAAUAAUACUGUAAAAAUAUUGAUUUAAUUUUUAUUAAUUGAAAACGCUUAGGAUAAAUUUUAAAAAUAUUAACAUGUUAUUUAUUGUAAAGUCAGUCAUAGUUUGUUUUAUUUUUACUCAUAAAUAUUAAUAUAACAUAAGUUAAAAAUUAAAAAAUUUAAAAAAAAAUGUAUCACUUAUAUUGGCUGUGAAAUUACAAUAUAUAUUUAUAUAAUUUUAACAAAAUAACUUCAAUAUUAUCAUUUUAACAAUAAAAUUUAAAUUGCAAAAA
Messenger RNA from Aphis gossypii (cotton aphid), 1143 nucleotides. RefSeq names its product protein SYS1 homolog (gene Sys1). NCBI's taxonomy places the organism in Eukaryota, Metazoa, Arthropoda, Insecta, Hemiptera, Aphididae. Gene Ontology annotation, biological process: Golgi to endosome transport; Golgi to plasma membrane protein transport; protein localization to Golgi apparatus. The record is from RefSeq and is a predicted model, not a curated record. The coding region runs from base 304 to 873 and encodes 189 amino acids. Gene Ontology annotation, cellular component: trans-Golgi network; Golgi membrane. The transcript has 5 exons.